AUGGACCCUGCAGCCGUGAACUGGAACGUUACAAUCGAUGAUUUCGACAGCAUUCUCACCUACGACGACCAAUCCGUUUGGAUAACGCCAGAUCCAUCGGUACCAAACUUUGACCCAACCAACUCGCCUUGGCUAAGAGGAACAUUUCAUCAAACAACAACCAAGGGCGCUUCUGUCAGUUUGAACAUCACAGGACCUGCCCUCUACAUCUAUGGAAGCACAGGGCCAGCCUUUGGGUCAUACGAAGUUCAGAUCGACUCAACCGUCCUACGCUACAGCGCGUAUAGCGAAACAUCCAAGAAUGUUUCGACUCUGUUAUUCGCUGCUUCAAACUUGACGUUUGCAAACCACAACGUCGUCCUGCGGAACAUAGGAGCACAAGUAGAUGCAGGCGACAAAGGGGGGGAUGGAUUCUUGUUGGAUUAUAUUCAAUCCACUAUCCAACUUGCACCAGCAGGCUCGACCGUGAAGAACGUCACGUUUGAAGAGACUGAUCCUGCAAUUAACUACACGGGCGUAUGGGGGCACAAUACCAGUCCAGCGUUUAGCGGCGGAGGGUCUACAUUCACCAGUGGAGACGGCGCGUCGUUCUCCUUUUCAUUCCACGGAUCUGCAAUCUAUGUUCUGGGAGACAAAAAGAACGACCACCGUCUAUACAGUGUCGUGCUGGAUGAUCAACCGGCUGUGACCUUGAAUGGCAUAUCUGGUUGCGGAGGCGCCUUUGGUCUGACUUGCGAACAACAAGCACCCUCUAUCAAAUACCUAGCCUCCAACUUGGACGGAUCCGAGCACAAGCUCACUCUUAUAAACCACGCCAAUGUCAAUACGUCUUUCUUCGACUUGGAUAGUAUUGUGGUAACAGUCCCCUCUCAAUAUGCCCCACGUCAGCUCGCUUCAGGGUCGUCAUCUCCAUUCACAAAUACCACAGCAUCAAGUCCAACGACUUCGUCAACGUUAAGUGCGACUGAUGCCAAUACGACGUCUGGUCCUGGAUCCAAUACAAGUGCGGCACUGUCAUUAUUCUCAACGAUGACCAACCCAAUACUUUUCCUGGCUUUUACUCUCUUAUUCCUCUUCCGCACGUCAACCCGCGGCCAUUGA
This is a messenger RNA of Psilocybe cubensis, 1101 nucleotides long. RefSeq lists its product as uncharacterized. Lineage: Eukaryota; Fungi; Basidiomycota; Agaricomycetes; Agaricales; Agrocybaceae. The transcript has 5 exons. Bases 1 to 1101 code for a protein of 366 amino acids. The record is from RefSeq and is a predicted model, not a curated record.